UGAACUCUCACUGGAACUCCUCGCUUUUUUCACCGGCACCUUUUCUCCUCUCUCCGAUCAUCUCCACGGUCUCUCUCUCUCUCUCUCCGUCGGGUUUGGCUUUUCAUGGACGGCGGCAGACCAUUGAGCACCGGGUUCUUGUCCUGGCGGCGGACCUUGAGCUCGAGAUUCGCGCUUCCUUUGAUUCAAGACGCCGCCAAUUUGAUCAUGGAACAUCGCGGCGUAAUCUUCGGUGACUGUGCCGAACCACGAGUCGAUGAUGAGGAGGACGAGAAUGGAUACGACCGUCGGGUUUUUUUGCGGAAUGGGUCGUCCUUCAUCAAGCCUAUUUUGGUACUCGACUUGUUCUGGAAUUUGUUCUUCGUUUUUGUGUCCGUGAUUGUGCUGGUACUGUCUGCUGAAGAGAAACCUUCCGCUCCUUUGAGAUUAUGGCUUUCGGGUUAUGCUGUCCAGUGCCUUCUCCAUGUCUUUUUUGUGUUCUUUGCCUACUUUAGAAGGAGUUCUCGCUAUCGAUUUGUGUUUGAGAAUCGUGUGGCUCAGGAUGAACUUCGCCUUUCUCAUAAUCGAAUAAGAUUUUUGAAAAGAUUGGAAGCAUCGAACACAAUGAUAUCAUAUAUCUGGUGGGUUUUUGGAUUCUAUUGGAUUGUCAUGGGUGGUCAAUCUCUUUUGGAAGGCUCUCCCCGGCUCUACUGGUUGGCAGUGGUUUUCCUAGCCUUUGAUGUGUUCUUUAUUAUCUUCUGCACUGGGAUGGCUUUUGUUGGUUUCUUUACUGUUUGCUGCAUAAUACCAUUUUUAGCAUAUGGCUAUACCAUGACAUUCCUAGAAGGUGCCUCUGAAGAUGAAAUUAGAGCACUUCCCAAGUACAGGUUUCGCCAAGACAAUCCACUCGAGUCGUUCGACAGUGACAAGAAACAUGAAGUUGGGAUGACCUUGGAGCCUGGCUACAAUGGUUAUACUACUGAACACCUUCUAAAUCCAGAGGACUCGGCAUGCUGCAUAUGCCUUGCCCAGUAUGUACAUGGAGUACAAUUGUGCAUGCUUCCCUGCAGUCAUCAUUUCCAUACUCGAUGCAUUGUCAAAUGGCUUCGAAUAAACGCAACCUGCCCCCUCUGCAAGUUCAGCGUCGGACAUGGCGAUUCCUUGGUCUGAUUCACGUAUCGAUCGAGUUGGAGCAUUCUCGAGAUCUCCUGAGACCUCAAAUGGAAACACACACACACAGAAUCACAUGAAUCAUCUCUUGGAAAAAAGGUAAAAGUUUCCAUAAGGGUCACUCAAAGUGUAGAUAGCUUCUUCUUUUUGUUGUUCCCUUUCCCUUUUAGAUUACUUAGGAGAUCAUAUCAGUGGGGAAUACUGUGAAUAUACACACUUUGAUGCACAGCUACUAACUUAUAUGUCACUAAGAGGCCACUUAGUUGAUAGUAAGAUUUAAGUAAAUAAAAGGCAUAAAGAAGCCAUUUGUUUACUCAUAACCUCAUCUCAUCUCAUCUCAUCUCAUCUCCAAAGAGCCUUUAAAGGAUAUGCGUUUAAUGGAUGGUCUUAGUGGAGAUUGUGGAA
Messenger RNA from Cucurbita maxima (winter squash), 1554 nucleotides. Its product is annotated as E3 ubiquitin-protein ligase At1g63170-like. The record is from RefSeq and is a predicted model, not a curated record. The transcript is spliced from 4 exons. Lineage: Eukaryota; Viridiplantae; Streptophyta; Magnoliopsida; Cucurbitales; Cucurbitaceae. The coding region runs from base 106 to 1149 and encodes 347 amino acids.